AAUUCUUCAUAGACUGACAACAACAGCGUAGGACUAUCCGUCCCUCAGACACUCUCAUCGUCACUCGAAGGUCUCUCUCCAUAACAACAAGGAGACCAAAAUCUUGGGCUUCUCCAUGUGGAGCUUCCGGCCAGUGCUUUUGCAUGUGGAGUUUGUCCCAGCAAAGUAAUUCCAGUUAUUUGGCCGACACCAAUUUGCAAGCUCCAUAUUCCAUGCCUUUCUUGUUCGUGACAAGUAAUUGAUGAUUACCAAAUGGCCACCCAAUGAUAAACUCAUAGCAUGGAAUUGCACCAGCUAUUUGGAUAUGGUCUGACUGAUGCUGGCUUAAAGUGCUCAUCUUCUCACCCUACAGUUACAUCAACACCUAACAGGUCAUUAAACUCCUUGAAAUUUGAUAUUGGAAGUUCUCGUUUGCCCUUCUCAAGUCAACUCGAAAGUGAGACCCUACCUCCACCGAGAGACAAACGAGAGCAGCAGAGCUCUGCAGAAAAUCUUUCCAUAAGUAGCGCUUCUUGUAACUACACCCUUGAAACCAACAGCAAUCUCGUUUGUUCAAAAUCCGACUUUUUCAUUGACCCUCUUUCAAACCACGUUAUGUCAGGCUCUGAUUUGACGUCGUUGUCAGGAAGUUUGAAUAGUAGCCCAUGGAUGAAAUUUGCUACAAGGGAAUUAGAGGCUACUUUUGAUGAUGUAGUAACAUCGCCAUAUAUUUCUUAUUGGAAGGGUAGCAUUCCACUUGUUCAGGGUCAAAAACCUAACAAGCGGAGCCAAGAGUGCUAUAGGUUGUGGUCUAGUCAGCCUCAAGCAUCUGUUGCUUUAAGACAUAGGCAAUUUAACGAAAAUACUCUAUUGGAGAAAUGGCACAAAGCAAUUGAUGAAUCACUGGUACGCAGUCGUCUAGAAGAUGAGAUAAGGCACUUGCUGAUUGAGUGUGCAAAAGCCUUGUCAGAGAACAAUACAGAUGAAUUCGAUAAGUUGGUCAGGAAGGCUUGGACUGCAGUAUCAAUAUGUGGAGGGCGAAUUCGGCGUCUAGGUGCUUGCAUGGUAGAAGGGCUCGUAGCAAGGAGGAUAUCUUUAGGAACACAGGUUUCCUGUGUCCUUAAAUGUAAGGAGCCACAAAGCAAAGACUGGCUCACCUACAUGCAUGUCUUGUAUGAAAUCUGCCCUUACUUGAAGUUUGGUUGCAUGGCAGCUAACGGAGCUAUUGCGGAAGCUUGCAGAAAUGAUGACCGCAUCCACAUAAUAGACUUUCGAAUCGCUCAGGGAACUCAAUGGGUCACUCUACUUCAGGCGCUCGCGGCGAGGCCUGGUGGGGCCCCACAUGUACGGAUCACAGGGAUCGACAACCCUGUAUCUGUAUAUGCCUGCCGGGGUGGUGGAUUGGAGGAAGUGGAGAGGAAGUUGGCUGGAAUAUCUGAGCAAUUCAAGAUCCCUGUGGAGUUCAAUGGACUGAGUGUGUUUUCCCAGGAUGUUACUAGGGACAUGCUCGAUAUAAGGCCAGGGGAGGCUUUGGCCGUGAACUUUCCGCUGCAGCUCCACCGCACCCCAGAUGAGAGCGUUGACGUGAACAACCCAAGGGACGGGCUUUUGAGGAUGGUGAAGUCUAUUUCGCCCAAAGUGAUCACUUUAAUCGAGCAAGAAUCAAAUACAAACACAAGCCCAUUCCUCACGAGGUUCGUCGAGACUCUAGAUUACUACUCGGCAAUGUUCGAGUCCAUAGACAUGGCACUGCCGAGGGACGGAAAUGAUUGGAUUAACACGGUGCGGCAUUGCCUGGCAAGGGAUAUCGUCAACAUCAUCUCAUGCGAGGGAAAGGAAAGGGUGGGGCGACACGAGCUGUUCGGCAAGUGGAGGUCGAGGUUGCAAAUGGCCGGGUUCAGUCAAUACCCACUGAGCGCUUACGUGAACUCAGUGAUUAGGAGCUUGUUAAGGCAGUACUCGGAAAAUUUUACGGUGGAAGACAAGGAAGGAGCCAUGUUGUUGGGUUGGAAGCAGAGGAGCUUGAUAUCGGUUUCUGCUUGGCACUGACAAAAUAAGUUCUGAUCUCUAUAUCUUGACCUUUCGAGUCGACUAAACUUUAAGGGUGGCUCGCAUGUGCACCCUUAGAGCGGCCGGAGUUAUUCUGAGUGAGAGAUGUUGUAAUACGGCUUUGCCAUAUUCAAAACGAACGCUUAAACACUCAACCUACAUCUUGAGCUCGGUAGCUAUAGAAGUCACAUACAGUCUGAUACUCAUACACUUACAUACUGAUAAAGUUUGUAUGGAGUUCAGCGGAUGGACAUGGAAUGGCGUCAUUCCCCGUCGCUGCUUCGUAAAUGUAUGUGUGGUCCAAGUCCUAGAAAUUAGAAAAUGAGUACAGCCGCACUUUGUGGAAGUGCGGUUACCGACUUUGUAUUAGUUUAAUUGUCAGUGGUGUUUAACUACUUGUCUAUGGGAUUGGAGGCUUUUUA
Syzygium oleosum is the source of this 2450-nucleotide messenger RNA. Its product is annotated as scarecrow-like protein 21. The transcript is spliced from 2 exons. Gene Ontology annotation, cellular component: nucleus. Bases 280 to 2028 code for a protein of 582 amino acids. Gene Ontology annotation, molecular function: sequence-specific DNA binding; DNA-binding transcription factor activity. NCBI's taxonomy places the organism in Eukaryota, Viridiplantae, Streptophyta, Magnoliopsida, Myrtales, Myrtaceae. The record is from RefSeq and is a predicted model, not a curated record. Gene Ontology annotation, biological process: regulation of DNA-templated transcription.